AAUUUUGCCAAAAUGGAAGAAGCAGAAGAAAAUAAAACAAAACCUUAGUUUAAUCUCAUUCCUCAACCUCAAACUGAUUGGACUCAAAAUUUGCUUUUUCAGUCCUUUCUGCGUGGUUGUUUUUGUUCAGGGUUAAAAAGACACAGUCCGGACACUAUUUGCCAUGAAUCAGGCCGAAGUCUCAAAAUUGGUGUCUCAGUUGAGGAUUCCGGCCCCGUCCAGGCUGAGGAAGUUUCGGAACCCCAGAGGACCUGAAGGUAGACUGGAUUCUUUGAGGAAAACCGUGACUGCUCUUGUAAAGCACGAGCGAAUCGAACUGAAUUUCCCCAGGGCCCAUGAAACCAGAUUAUAUGCUGAGAGGCUGAUAUCAGAUGCCAUUCGAUAUGGGGACUGCCACAAGACUACAAUGGAAAUGGCGGAUUACUGGCUAAUGGAAAAGCAGCUGGUUCAUAAGCUUUUCAAAGUCCUCGUUCCUCGAUAUGAGAACUAUAAUAUUUCAUACACCAGGCUGUUGAAGGCACCGAGACCCUACCCAGGACACGAAAUCGAUAAAGGCGUUUUAGAGCUGAGAGGCAAUCCGUAUCCUUCUUUGCUGCCCGAUACCAGUUCCAAUAAGAAUUUGAUCCACAACGUGUUGCUGGAGGAGGCAAAAAAAGCAUACAGAACGCGCAAAUAUGCUGAAAUUGCUGCCAGGAUCGAUGCUGCAGAGUCAGCAGUUGGACUCAGCAAGCCGGAAGGAGUCGAGGAAGUUGCGGACAAAUGGAAACCUGCCCAGAAAAACGACGAACUGCUGAAUGGCGGUGAUGAAAAUAAAAACGCUUAAGUUAGUUUUUUGUAAUAUAUUGGUUUAAUUCG
This is a messenger RNA of Dendroctonus ponderosae (mountain pine beetle), 855 nucleotides long. It is a transcript of the gene mRpL17, whose product is annotated as 39S ribosomal protein L17, mitochondrial. The record is from RefSeq and is a predicted model, not a curated record. Gene Ontology annotation, molecular function: structural constituent of ribosome. Gene Ontology annotation, cellular component: mitochondrial large ribosomal subunit; ribosome. The coding region runs from base 164 to 823 and encodes 219 amino acids. The transcript has 3 exons. Gene Ontology annotation, biological process: translation. NCBI's taxonomy places the organism in Eukaryota, Metazoa, Arthropoda, Insecta, Coleoptera, Curculionidae.